Molecule: messenger RNA, 1500 nt
Organism: Lynx canadensis (Canada lynx)
Lineage: Eukaryota; Metazoa; Chordata; Mammalia; Carnivora; Felidae
Gene: RDH16
Product: retinol dehydrogenase 16
Exons: 7
Coding region: 44-1210 (388 amino acids)
Molecular function (GO): oxidoreductase activity
Source: RefSeq, a predicted model, not a curated record
CAGGAAGCAUGGGAUCAGGCCAGCCCAGAGGUCAAGGAGAUCUAUGGGGAGAAGUUCCUGGCAUCUGGUGCUGUCUGGGGAAUCUGGCAGAGUUGCCCCUUUUCGAGGGCGUGCGUGGGGAUCUCAGCGUCUGGACGUCCUGUGCAGGAUCUCAGCGCAGAGAUCCGCAGCAGCGAGUCUCCAUUCCCCUGGCGCCCCUGCGGGGUUUCUCGUUCUGGGCCCCACAGCUCCCAGCCUGUGUGUUCCCCACAAAGCCAUGUGGCUGUACCUGGCGGCCCUCGUGGGCCUGUACUACCUCCUGCGCUGGUACCGGGAGAGGCAGGUGGUGAGCGACCUCCGAGACAAGUACAUCUUCAUCACGGGCUGUGACUCGGGCUUCGGGAACCUGCUGGCCAGGCAGCUGGACCUGCGAGGCUUGAGGGUGCUGGCCGCGUGUCUGACGGAGAAGGGGGCAGAGCAGCUGAGAGACCAGACGUCAGACAGGCUGGAGACGGUGAUCCUGGAUGUCACCAAGACAGAGAGCAUCUCUGCGGCCACCGAGUGGGUGAAGGAGCGUGUGGGAGACAGAGGACUCUGGGGCCUGGUGAAUAAUGCUGGCAUCUCCAUUCCCUCGGCACCCAAUGAGUGGCUGACCAAGCAGGACUUCGCGAAGAUACUCGACGUGAACUUGUUGGGGUUGAUAGAGGUGACCCUGAGCCUGCUGCCCCUAGUGAGGAAGGCGAGGGGCCGCGUGGUCAACAUCUCCAGCAUCAUGGGCCGGGUGUCCCUUCUGGGUGGGAGCUACUGCAUCUCCAAGUAUGGCGUCGAGGCCUUCUCCGACUCCCUCAGGAGGGAGCUCUCCUACUUUGGGGUGAAGGUGGCUGUGAUUGAGCCCGGUUUCUUCAACACUGGAGUAACCAACUCUGAGAAGAUUUCUAGGGCCGUGCAGGAAGCAUGGGAUCAGGCCAGCCCAGAGGUCAAGGAGAUCUAUGGGGAGAAGUUCCUGGCAUCUGUCAAGAAAUCAGCGAAAAAGUUGAAGUCAACAUGUUGCAACAAUCUGUACUUGGUGACAAACUGCGUGGAACAUGCCCUAACAGCCUGCCACCCCCGCACUCGAUACUCAUCUGGCUGGGAUGCCAAGCUCCUCUACCUCCCCAUGAGUUACAUGCCUACCUUACUGGUGGAUGCCAUGAUCUACUGGAUGUCUCAAAGACCCAUCAAGGCUCUGUAACCCCAGACUGGGGUGCAUGUGUCCCCCUCCUACAGGAUGGACAUGGCCUGGGGGAGUUAAUGCCCCUUUCCACUGAAGAUACCUCUGACAGGGAUGGAGAUGUGGAUGGCAACCACCAGCCUGACCCAUCAACCUGAGGUGCCAAUUCACAGACCCUGGCUGAAAGGACAUGUCUGUAAUUGGAAUCAUGACAGAGGAUACAGAAACAAACCAGUUGUUGAGUUGUCUUGAAACCUUGAUGUCCAUUGAUUAUUUUUGCCUUAAAAUAAAAAUUGAUAAGUUUACCUAGA